This is a messenger RNA of Ostertagia ostertagi, 162 nucleotides long. NCBI's taxonomy places the organism in Eukaryota, Metazoa, Nematoda, Chromadorea, Rhabditida, Trichostrongylidae. The record is from the annotation of a GenBank genome assembly.
AUGUCAGCAGCCGAUCUGUUCAGACAUGAUCGAGCUGAUUCACAACGCGUACGCGUCUGCAGCUGCCUUGGUGAUCGCUGUAAUGGUUCAUUGUCUGGCAGUCGACAACCGGAUACAGUGGUGCUACUUGUCUUGCUGCUCACCUGCCUGUUGAUACGGUAG